ACAUUUCGACUACAUUUUACUCCAAAGAAUUAUAAAAAAGAUGUUUAAGAUACAUUAUUUUUGUAUUGUACUAUUUCUUGCCGCUUACUAAAAUGGUUGUAAUCAAGCCAACCUUGAAUUGACAUCACCACGAAAAAUCGAUUUGUGGAUACAAUUUUGGCUGAAUUUCUGUUUUAAACUCUAUAUUUGUACAACAAACCCAUGCAAGGCCUUUUGUCUGCUUUCUUCCUACUUGAAUCAGCUAUGUAGAAUACAUGCUGGAAAAUCAUUAAUCAUCCAUUGGUCAUCAGAGGAAAACUGCUAGCCUGCAACCAUGGGAUCGUUAUUCCGAAGUGAGGAUAUGACACUAUGCCAGCUGUUCCUGCAAUCAGAGGCAGCCUAUGCAUGUGUUUCAGAGCUUGGGGAGUUGGGACUCGUGCAGUUUAGAGAUUUGAAUCCAGAUGUGAAUGCAUUUCAAAGGAAGUUUGUGAAUGAAGUGAGAAGGUGUGAUGAAAUGGAGCGUAAACUACGAUUCCUGGAGAAAGAGAUCAAGAAGGAUGGUAUUCCGAUGUUGGACACCGGUGACAACCCUGAUGCCCCACAGCCUAGAGAGAUGAUUGAUCUUGAGGCAACAUUUGAGAAGCUAGAAUCAGAAAUGAAUGAUGUGAAUGCCAACUCUGAAGCCCUUAAAAAGAAUUUCCUGGAGCUUACGGAGCUCAAACACAUCUUGAGGAAAACACAGACAUUCUUUGAUGAGGCGGAACAUCAUCACAUUCAGGCAAUACACGAGCCCCUGGGGACAGAUGACGCACUCGGGCUGCUGGGGGAGGAGAUCGGGAGAGGGGCCACACAGGCACAUAAACUUGGAUUUGUGGCAGGAGUGAUUUUACGCGAGCGUAUUCCUGCAUUCGAGCGUAUGCUAUGGCGUGUGUGCCGGGGAAACGUGUUUCUGAAACAGGCUGAAAUCGAUACCCCACUUGAGGACCCUGUUACUGGUGAUAAGGUGGACAAGACAGUAUUCAUCAUAUUUUUCCAAGGAGAACAGCUGAAAUCUCGAGUGAAAAAAAUCUGCGAGGGGUUCCGAGCCACGCUGUAUCCCUGCCCAGAGACGCAGGCUGAGAGACGAGAAAUGGCCAUUGGUGUAAUGACACGCAUAGAGGACCUCAAUACUGUGUUAGGGCAGACCCAAGACCACCGUCACAGACUGUUGGUCGCUGCUGCCAAGAACAUCAAGGUCUGGUUUAUUAAGGUCCGGAAGAUCAAGGCCAUCUAUCACAUGUUAAACAUGUUUAACCUGGAUGUCACCCAGAAAUGUCUCAUUGCUGAAUGUUGGUGCCCUGUGGGCGACCUGGACCGAAUACAGCAGGCCCUACAACGGGGAAAUGAGCGUAGUGGAAGUUCAGUGCCAUCAAUUCUGAACCGUAUGUCGUCUCGUCAGGAGCCACCGACAUUUCAUCGCUUGAACAAAUUCACUGUAGUAUUCCAGAACAUUGUGGAUGCUUAUGGUGUGGCUAGCUAUAGAGAGGUUAACCCAGCCCCCUGGACGAUAAUCUCAUUCCCGUUCCUGUUUGCUAUCAUGUUUGGAGACACCGGCCAUGGACUGAUCAUGUUUCUGUUUGCACUCUUUCUUGUGUUGAAGGAGAAACAGCUGGCCGCUAAAAUGGCCGGGAGUGAGAUAAUGGGUAUGAUCUUCGGAGGCCGAUACAUCAUUUUAAUGAUGGGAGCAUUUUCCAUGUACACUGGCCUCAUCUAUAAUGACACGUUCUCCAAAUCCAUCAAGAUCUUUGAUUCUGCCUGGCGCCCAGGCCUGAAUGAGUACAACUCUUCUGCAAUGGACUUGAGCAACUACAGGAUCAAUCCUGCCUAUGCUACCAAUGGUCCUUAUCCACUUGGACUCGACCCCAUUUGGGCGAUGUCGAUCAACAAGAUCACCAUCACUAACUCCCUGAAGAUGAAGAUUUCGGUGAUAUUUGGUGUGGCUCACAUGUUGUUUGGGCUCUCCCUGAGUCUAUUGAACCACAUGCACAACAAGAAGCCGUUAAACAUCUACUUUGAGUUCAUCCCCCAGCUGAUCUUCCUGUGUGCCAUCUUUGGAUACUUGAUCCUCCUCAUCUUCGUCAAGUGGCUCAAGUUUGACCAUACCCAGACAGGACAGGCUCCAAACCUGCUUAUUGGUCUGAUCGGUAUGUUCCUGUUCCAGUAUGAGAGUCCAUGUAAACCAAGAACAUGCUGGUAUACUGGACAGCAAGGCUUCCAGACCUUCCUCGUGCUGGUGGCUGUGCUGUGUAUCCCGUGCAUGCUGGUCAUCAAGCCGUACUUGCUGAGAAAACAGAACAUACAAGGAAAGCCCCAUGAGUAUAGGUUACUAAAUGGCGAGACCACUGAUGCUCCUGAAGUGAUACAUCAUGAAGAUGAAGAGCUUAUAGGGUCAAUUGAAGAUGAUGUCGAAGAGAAGCCAUUUGACUUUGGGGAGAUUGUGAUCAACCAGACGAUCCAUACAAUCGAGUACUGCCUGGGCUGUAUCUCCCAUACUGCCUCCUACCUCCGACUGUGGGCCCUCAGUCUUGCCCAUGCCCAGCUGUCAGAGGUCCUGUGGGGAAUGGUGAUGAACGUGGCCCUGUCUAUAAAUGUUUCCUGGCUGGCCGUCAUAAUGAUCGUGGUGUGUUUCGGGUUCUGGGCGUGCUGUUCUAUCGUGAUUCUCGUCAUCAUGGAGGGCAUGUCAGCAUUCCUGCACGCCCUGCGUCUACACUGGGUUGAGUUCCAGUCCAAAUUCUACAAAGGGGAAGGCUACCAGUUUGUUCCCUUCUCGUUCGAUACAAUGUUGGCUGAAUAUGGUCUCGAGGACUAAAUAGAGAUAAAGCUUCAAGAUGGCCGACUGUGGGGUUUGUGGAAUAUAGGAAGAGAUAUUGGUGAAUACAGGAUUACCCCUACAAUAUUUUAGCACUUCUGUUAAUACACAAGAAACUGAUUGUGCAACUUUGGUUUGUUAAAGUUAUUACUAUUUACUGAAGAUUUACCAAAGACCAAAAACAUGCUGAUUUGAUGGUGUUGUAUCUGAUAAUGAAAACUAUAAUUGUGGAUGUUUUAAAAUCUCAAGGUCUUUGAUUUUUGUGUUGCCUUCAAAGCAUGGCAGACACAGGGAUUACUAUGACCGGUGUCAUCAUCCAUGUGACACUUUGGUUUCCGAUCAAUAACUUUUGAACGACUUGGUGUAGAGUCUUCAAACUUGGCAUGCACAUUGGUCAAUGAGGAGAAUACAUGUAGGUCAAAGGGCAAAGUCAUGGUGACCUUGACUAGGUGACACAUCCAAUUGUUAGGUUUUUGGUGUUUUGGUCUUUUCUGUGAGGUUUUGUUUUUGUUAUUAUAUGAAAAUGAGGAAUUUAUAAUAUACUUUGAACAUUGUUUGGCGAAAUUUUAAAUUCACAAUGCGACGGAAAUAUUAAUAUCAGCAAAAAACAAAACCCACACAGAAUUAGUGCAAUCUACUGAAUCAAAUUUGAAUGAAAUUAAAAUUAAAUAAUUAAAGGGCCUUCUAAGCUUUGGCGAGUUCACUUAUUUAAUAAGGUCUUGGGAACACAUCUAUUACCCACAAAGUUGCUAAAAUGAUAGCUCUGUUUUGAAGUGUGUUCAAUUUUCUUGAAACAAAAAAAAGCAUUUAAAUUCAACUGUAACAAAAAACACAUUAAAAUGUUGAUGAAUUCUGCUGCAAUAAGGAAAUUUGUUUAUUGCUGUUAAGCUUGAAUAGAAUACAAUUCAAUAUAUGUCUCCAGUGGUACAGUGGAUAAGAAUGCUAGGACCCAGAGGUUCAAGUUUGAAUCCAACUGCCUCUUAUAUUCUUUAUUAUCUUUCUUUCUUUAUAUUUAUUUCAAUGGUAUUACCUAUAAAUACUUUGUAAACUUUUCAGAACUUUUUAACAAUUCAUUACAACAAAUAGCUUACAAAAUUUGAGAAUAGGGAUUUUCUUUUGUCUUUUAAAAGGGGUCAGUACAAUUUCUAAUCUUGUUUCUUGCCCAGGAAAGUUUUAUAUGCUAUCCUUUAAAUCUAAAGAAGUUAAAAUUUUGAAAGAAUUACCCAUAGUGUAACUAAGUAUUUGAGCAGUUAGACUUUGAUUAUCUCCAUAAAAAUAUUGUAUUGUAGAAUUAUAGGUAUUCAAUCAUUUAAUAACAAAAAUAAAUAAGUGUUUUCAUUUCUCAGAAGAAAAAGCAUUUUUUCUUACUUUCGCAUAUUAUUUUAAUCAAAGUUACGAAUAAUCCUAAUUACUAAUAUUUAAUACUGUCAUACUGAUUGUUGCAUUUAGUAUUAGAAGUCCUCGUUACGUGUAGUUUAUAUUGUGUAGAACAUGCCAAAAAUCUGUUAUAAACUGGUAUAAUGUUGUUAGAUAUGGUUUAUAUAUUAUAUAUGAAAGGUGAAGCAAUGUUUCACUGAAUAAAACAGUGUUUGAAUCUCAAUGAAAGGUCUCCUGAAUAACUCCUUGUCUAGUUAGUUAGUUGUUGUUGUUGUACGUUUAUAUCGUGUGCAUUUAUGACAAUCUGCAUGACAUGUUAAGCAUGCAGUACAAACAAAUCUUGACUCAAUGUAUUCCAGUUUAGACACCUGGCCCUGAUUUCCUGAAAGUUCUUAAGCUUAACAGACUUGAAGCUUAUUUUGUUAAGCAAAAUUUCUUACUUUAACCUGGCAUUGAUACAUAAAUCUGAGUUUUUUGUGAUUAUCAGACAGAUAACUUCAAUUAGCUAUAAAAAAAAAACAACUUCCAAAAUAGUAAAUAUUUCACAAAUUAUAGAAGAAAAAAAUAGUGAGCUCAUCUUGAUCGUGUUAUAACAGAUUCAAGUAGUUUCCAGAAAUGGUGACUUAAGUAGUUUCCAGAAAUGGUGACUUAAGUAGUUUCCAGAAAUGGUGACUUCAGUAGUUUCCAGAAAUUGGCCCCAGGGGUCAUUUGAUCAAUAAUCCUUGAAGUGAUAUCUGUACCUAUGAUACCAUGCAUGCCUUGCACAAUUGAAGAAUUAUGUUUUUGAGAUUUGGGGCUAGAAAUUAUGUGUUCUUCUUUUGGUGCAAACUGGCAGGGAAGUACUAUUUAAUAUAAUGAGUGCUAAAUACUCGAAACAUUGAUUUUGACAUAAUUCAAGAAAUACUGAUAUUUCUACAAGAGCUUAUUUGUUUUGUGUGUUAAAGCUCAUCAUUAGUUUUAAAAUAGAUUAAAAAUAGUUUUUGAUAGUUGACUUUAGAUAUUUAUUAUUAAGAUAUUACAUGAAUCUGAACAUGUUUGAGAUAGAGGAGGUCAAGCAUCUUGAAUUAUUUAAAUAUAAACUCAACAAUGCCAAAUACUUGUUCACAAAUAGGACUUGUGCUAUGGAUAUGGGAAAAAAGUUUCCUUUUUGCAGUUCCUAUUUAGAUGUAGUUUUCAAUAAUUGAAACUUCACAUAACCAUGGUUAAGGCACCUGUUAAGCGUGCUGUAGUUAUGUUUUUGUUUGUUGUUGAAGACAUUCAUUGGUUUUGUGCAAUUUCAUGACUUAUGAUAAACUUGCUCCAUAUGUAUGUAUGUAUGUAUUAAUAAUGCAUUUUAGAGUGAUUUUAUAAAUGUUUUAAAUUUAGAUUUUUGAAAAACUUCAAUGAAAUGUAAUACAGUGGUUGUAAAUACAUGUCAGUACGUGGUUCCGGAAUUUCUCAUGUUUGGCUUUAUUUUUCUUUAUAUAUAUCAAGAUUUUCUUGUUUGACUUUUGGGUGGGUUUUAAUAAUAUUAUUUUCCCUUAUACUUUUUUUCUUGACAACCUUAGAAGUUAUAUGACUCAAAGCAUGUUACAGAUUUUUUGUUUGCUUGUGAGGAAAGUUUGGCUGAUGCUAAUGAAUUUAUCAAUGUUUGGUUGUUUUUGUCUGAAAUAUUUAAAUACUAACCACAAAACGUUUCGGAUUGUCAUCAAUUUUAACAGCUAUUUUGCACCACACAGAUACUGUUCAUGCAUUGUGAUGAUUGUUUUUGCAAGUUUUAUUGCAUUUGAAUUUUAUUUAUUACAUAAAAUGAUACAUUUCCCGUUUGAAUGGCUGUCAUAUAUCACAUAAUUCUUCAGUCUAUUUGUUUAGUCAGAUACCUGUAUGAGUUUUUGACUUUUGACUCUUGCUUUAUCUCUUACCGAUAUUGUAACAUUGUUACCUUUUUGUGAUAUUGUUGACACCUGUUGUCUUAAUAAAUAUUGUGAGAAAUGAA
Mya arenaria is the source of this 6179-nucleotide messenger RNA. Its product is annotated as V-type proton ATPase 116 kDa subunit a 1-like. The record is from RefSeq and is a predicted model, not a curated record. Gene Ontology annotation, cellular component: plasma membrane; vacuolar proton-transporting V-type ATPase complex; vacuolar proton-transporting V-type ATPase, V0 domain. Gene Ontology annotation, biological process: proton transmembrane transport; vacuolar acidification. Gene Ontology annotation, molecular function: ATPase binding; proton-transporting ATPase activity, rotational mechanism. The coding region runs from base 314 to 2827 and encodes 837 amino acids. The transcript is spliced from 22 exons. Lineage: Eukaryota; Metazoa; Mollusca; Bivalvia; Myida; Myidae.